AAGCAAGGAACCCGUCUGUCAUUCAAUGAUCAUUUGGCCUUUUCUGAUUGGACAAUCAUGAUUUCAAGAUGGCAGCGUCCAUGUAAAAAUGGAAGCGGCACGUGGGCAAUGUAAAAUUUGCUUUCUUUUUGAAUCCUAACAACGAUAUACAAUCACAAGAUGGCUCUUUUUCACAUGAAAAGAUUUAUGGGCGGAGAAGAAAGCAACUUUGGAGAAAACGGGUCUUCGGAGUCUAUCUUGAAAAAGCUCCACGAGAAAGCCAAGGCACGGGAGAGGCAGUCACAUGACAGGCAGUCAUCACCUGACAAGUCAAAGGACAAGUCACAUGGGAAAACAGUUCCUAAGAAAUCUGUGGAUGGCUCAAGUUUGACAGAAUCUGCAAAAAAUGUAAAGAAGCGUCAGUCACAAGCUCCAAAAAACCGUGGUAUUGACAGGAAAGAAGAACUUUUAACAAGUUCGUCAGCGAAAAAGAGGAAAACUGGAGAUGUUGCGGAGAGUCGCUCGGGGAAAAAUAAGAUCAAGAACAGAACUCCCAAGAAGUUGAGUGUGUUAGAAGAGUCGAAGUUGCAAAGUCAGAAAAGUGGCAAACGUAAUCCACAAAAAACUGAAAAAGUAAGCAGGGAUGACCUCCAUCUUGGAAAACAGCUAGCUGCAGCUACAGGGGAUUUUUCAGAGAUAGCUCAGAAAAAUGUGAAAGAUACAAAAAGUGAUCCGGAUGAAUCUCCAGUGCGGGUCAUCAAAGAAGAAUCUGAUAUUAAUAGGUCUGGUUUGAGAGCAUUUCGGGAAAAUGCUGAAACGGCCAAGAAGCAGAAGAAAAUGAAAACGCCUUCGUCAGCAUCAAAAUUAAAAUCUGCAACAAUUGACGCAGAUUCGAACAGGACAGUGGACAAUCGGACUUGUAAAUUGAAAGAUUUCAAAGAAGACACAGUAGUGCUCACGAAAGAAACUCCUUCCAAACAGUCGAAGGCUUGUCCAGAAUUGGCCCGUAAUACAUUAAAAAACGCAGAGGGAACAUCGCCAGAAACAAGGAAACAGAAAAAGAGAAAGCUGAGCAAAGUCUCAGAUUGCGAAGUCAAAUCUGAGAAACAUCUGAAGGUUUCUGCUAGAACUUGUGAAAAAAACAAGGAAGAGGAUGUAAGUGUUAACGACACUUCUGAUGAAUUUGAUGGAAGCGAUCAAUCAGAGGAUUACAAGGAUUGCGCGCGUGCCUUGCCUGCGCAGGAGCCCUGCUCUAUGGAAGACGAUAGUCCAAGUAAUGAGGGAAGCGGUAUUGAUGUGAAACAGGAGGAGAUGGAUUCUGAAGUCGUUGACAAGGUUCAGCAAAGCAGAGAAGUUGAGAUGGAGGAAGGGCCAUCAAUCACGGAUGAUGCAGAUGAGGAAAGGGAGGAUGAAGAUGAAGGCACGGUGAAGGAGUCUAAAGAGGAAGGAGAGGUGGACAAGGCAUUUGCUCUGCUUGGAAGUGACAAACAUAAGAAGAAACAAAGGGUGGCUAGAGUACUUCCCGAUUGGCUAGCUCACCCGACCCUUGUUGAGCACGACUUGAAUAAGCACAGUAUAGCAGUGGAAGAGAUGGAACAACUGGAUCCACGGCUCAUCAGAAGUCUACUGGAUGAUGGCAUCAAGAGCCUGUUUCCUGUUCAACGCCACGUGAUACCAGUCAUUCUGGACUCGGUCAAGCUGGGAAUUCAAGCAGGGGAUGCCGGUUACCGGCCACGAGAUCUGUGUGUGUCGGCCCCUACCGGCAGCGGGAAGACACUUGCGUUCGCUCUGCCCAUUGUCCAGGCUCUUCUGGACCGGGUGGUACCGCGUAUCCGUGCCCUGGUCGUCUUGCCAACCCGCGACCUCGCUCAGCAGGUCAGCAAAGUCUUCACCACACUCUGCAAAGGAACCGAUCUAAGGACGUCUCUGAUUGGUGGAUUGAAAAAGUUCGGCCAGGAGCAAAGGAUGCUGGUCCAGACUAGUGGUGAGAGCCAGUGUGACAUAGUAGUGGCUACCCCGGGCAGACUAGUGGAUCACAUCAAUAAGACGCAAGGCUUCACGUUACAGUCACUCCGAUUCUUGGUGAUUGACGAAGCAGACCGCAUGAUGGAUCAGAUUUCUAAGGAUUGGAUCAGCCAGGUGGAGAAAUGCGUAUUCAUGGAAAGCAGACAGGCGCCCGGCCCGAUUACUGUGGAGACCUGCAGAAAGAUUUGCCUGCCACUACAGAAGUUGUUGUUCUCCGCAACGCUGUCCCAGAACCCAGAGAAAUUGAUCCAGUUGAACCUGUUCCGGCCCCGACUCAUCACGUCGGUCGUGAGCAGCACAAGGAGCAGACAGGAAGCCCAACUGCAUGAUGGGAAGGGUCAGGAGAGAGGAGAGUUUGUUGGGAAGUACACAACUCCAGUGGGGCUUACAGAGCAUUACAUCCAGUGCACAUCCGGUGAGAAGCCACUUGUCAUCCUACACCUCAUCCAGACCCUGAACCUUAGCCAGAUCCUCUGCUUUGCCAACACCGUGGAGUCCACCCAUCGCUUGUACCACCUGAUCAAGCUUGUCGGCGGCAUUGAGGUGGCUGAGUUCUCGUCCAAUCAGACGGCAGGCCAGCGACGUCAGAUCCUCAAACAGUUUAAGACCGGCAAGAUCCAACUGCUCAUCUGCUCUGAUGCCAUGGCCCGCGGUAUGGACGUUGAGAAUGCCAAGUACGUCAUCUCCUACGACAUGCCACCGUACAUUAAGACGUACAUCCACCGCGUUGGUAGAACUGCUAGGGCCGGCAAGACUGGUGUAGCGUUCUCUCUGCUACAGCAGUAUGAGGUGCCCAAGUUGCUAAAGCUGCUGAAGCAUGCUGGGAAGACAGGCAUCCAGCGGUACACUGUCAAUCGACAAGAUAUGGACCACCUUGAAGAGUCCUAUGAGAAAGCACUGCAGCGACUUCCCGGAGUACUAAGGAUGGAGAAAGCUCACUCGGUCUGAUGACAAACAAGUGAGAACAAUGGCCAAUAAUAUCAAUUGACAUGUGAAAGUUUUAACCGGCGCACUUAACGUGCAACUUUUGACGGUUGUGGCAUACCCAUAGAAAUAUAUUAAAUUACUAGAGCGCUAACUCGUCAUACUGCGCGCGGAGCAUUUUGAAGCCGUCCUGGGCGCAGACAUUUUGAAUUCAUGUGCGUGUUUGUAGAACAUAAUGAAAUUAAAUGGAUUGAAUUUUGAAAGUGUACUCUAAAAUACAAUGCGCAAAAUAAACAUGCGCAAACAACUUAAGCGCGUUAUGAUGGUUUAAAAAAUGUCACGGCAAAGAGCAUCCACAGCGGAUACGGGCAUGCAUGGCGUUGUUUGCGUAGAGCAAAAUGAAACGCUCAUUUGCUGAUUGUGCGAUUCGGUUAUGGGCGUAUCGGCUUCAAUAACGCACCUGUAUAGAAUACAAUAUGCAAAUAGCAGUACAAAAGCUGUACAAAAUUGUGAGUUUGCCAUAGGUUUGUGCACAAACAUGGAUGCGCCCAGCAGGCAUCACUUUGUACAUGAGUCAGCACUCUAGUAAUUUAAUAUAGCUCUAUGGGCAUACAGUUGUAGCUCGCAUGUGAUUUUUAAUAUAUUCCAGUAUUUGGUCAAACGUAGUUUUGAAUAAUCAAAUACUAAAUUAUUCGAAAAUGAACAGCUCUAAUGCCACCUCAAUACAUUGAAGUAAAAACAAGACACUGUUGUGGGUAAAAGAUUCCUCAAAAUACUUUUUUUUUAAUUCCAAAAAAAAGGUAAAAUUUAUCAAACUAUAUAUUUUGCAAGGCAACGGAACUUAUUUCAGGGUUGAAUACAUAAGAACAGUUACUUUUCAAUGUUUUAAUUAUUAAAUUAUUUAGUUACUUCUUUUUAUUAUUAUCUUCUUUUUUUUUUUACCAAUCAACAACUUUUAGAUGGCCUUACAUUUCGAUCCUAAUUAUAAGCAAGACCUUUGUUGAUUUGUGUAUUUCAGGUCAAUCGAGUCAGUAAGCAGUUUGCAGGAAUUGUAUUAAUUUUGGUUUUCCUGUUUUAGAAUACUGAAAAGAUUUAUAAAAUAGAGUUGAUGUCCCAUGCCCUAUUGAGACGCAACCAUUCUUCAGAAAUGUCAAGACUUUUCCAAAAGUCUAAUUCCAAAUUGUCACUGAUGUCGUAAAUGUGUUAUAGAAGAUGCAGUUAUUAAAACAAAUCUUAAUCACAUGUUUCAAAGUACAUGUCAAGUUUUAGAAAAGCUCAUUAUGAAAUUUAUGAAAUGUACAUUAAGAAUACACUAUUUUUUUAACAGUUACAUACUGUAAUUGUGCAAUGAUAUUCAUUUGUCCUUACAGUAUAUACAAAUAAUACUCCACGAAUGAUAAUGCAGUUAGAAAUAAAAAAAUAAAAACUGCCAAUAACUGCAAAUGA
Messenger RNA from Patiria miniata (bat star), 4374 nucleotides. RefSeq names its product ATP-dependent RNA helicase DDX51-like (gene ddx51). Gene Ontology annotation, molecular function: ATP binding; nucleic acid binding. The transcript has 13 exons. The record is from RefSeq and is a predicted model, not a curated record. NCBI's taxonomy places the organism in Eukaryota, Metazoa, Echinodermata, Asteroidea, Valvatida, Asterinidae. Gene Ontology annotation, cellular component: nucleus. Bases 160 to 2952 code for a protein of 930 amino acids.